AUGGCCCUACGAUUCAAGACAGGAUGGAGGAGAUUUGUUCCCUUCAUAGGAUAUCACCAUGUUCUCAUGAUAUUCAUAGCCAUCGCCAUCAUCCUAUUAUCACUUCUACUCGCAGGCUGCUCCUCAACCUCCCCUCUGAUCCCGGACAUCUACCUCAUCUCCCUCUACUACCAACAAUACCCACCCGUCUUCUCCAGCGUGCAAGUCGACCCCUCCGUCACCACCGCCAUCGCAAACAUCGUCGCAGGCGCAGACCUCAACGUCCGCGUCGGCUACUUCGGCAUCUGCAUCCGCGUCGACCGCGGCGCCUGGAUGUGCAAUCAAAACUCAACCGCACUGGCUGACUUGGUUUCUGUGGAUCAAGACCCGCUCAAUCUGAUAUGGGUGGCCAGCACGUUCAAGAACGCCAUUGUGUUUCCCUACCUGCUCAUCAUCGCCGUGGUGCUGGCGUUCCUGACGUUUGUGCUUCUCGCGACAUUCCCCGGCUGGCAUACCAGCACCGGACCCGAUGGAUCGGAGCACGAAGUCCGACCAUUCCCCUCACGAGCUGUCUCCCAGGUGGCGUUGGCAACGAUAUUCAUCUCCUCGGUGUUUGUGCUUGUCAGCGUCAUGUGGCAGCACACUGCGGCCGUGGCGGCGAGCACGGUCGCACAAGACCUAGGGAAUGGGAGUGUCAAGUCCGGCGUUGGCACGGCGGCCAUGGUGCUCGGGUGGUUUGGCUUUGGAUUGCUCGUCGUCGUGACGUUGGGGCUGUUGGUCAUGAUAUUGAGUAUUCAAUUACUAGACCGGUUGACUGAUGAGGUAUGA
Messenger RNA from Cladophialophora yegresii CBS 114405, 807 nucleotides. RefSeq lists its product as uncharacterized. Lineage: Eukaryota; Fungi; Ascomycota; Eurotiomycetes; Chaetothyriales; Herpotrichiellaceae. Gene Ontology annotation, cellular component: membrane; mating projection tip. Gene Ontology annotation, biological process: conjugation with cellular fusion. The transcript is spliced from 2 exons. The record is from RefSeq and is a predicted model, not a curated record. The coding region runs from base 1 to 807 and encodes 268 amino acids.